Dermacentor andersoni is the source of this 14538-nucleotide messenger RNA. Its product is annotated as copine-8-like. Gene Ontology annotation, molecular function: calcium-dependent phospholipid binding. The record is from RefSeq and is a predicted model, not a curated record. Gene Ontology annotation, cellular component: plasma membrane. Gene Ontology annotation, biological process: cellular response to calcium ion. NCBI's taxonomy places the organism in Eukaryota, Metazoa, Arthropoda, Arachnida, Ixodida, Ixodidae.
CACACGCGACGCCUCAGCGAGAGAGCGCCGUUUGGUCCACUAUGUUUGCACCAUCGUGUCUGUACCGGAUCCUUACGGCUUGCUCAUCUUUUUUCUAUGUCUUGCGUCUAUCUCCCGGUUGUUGUUUAGACUGUGGUGCAUUGUCCAUGCGCUUUGUGGUGUGUCGACUGCUCGUACAGGCACCGCGGACCACGACGAAAUGGCGAACCCGACUCAGCCGUUCACUCCAGCGAUUGCCUGCACGCCUGUAACCAAAGUUGAGAUCAGCGUGUCCUGUAGACAUCUCAAGCAGAAGGAUCUCCUCUCGAAGUCCGACCCUAUGUGUGUUUUAUUCAUGCGGACCUGUGACACUGACCAGUGGUUGGAGGUUGGGCGCACGGAAACGGUACGCGACACGCUCGACCCAAACUUUGUGACCAAGUUUCUAGUCGACUACUACUUUGAAGAACGCCAGCAGCUCAUGUUCAAAAUGUACGACGUUGACAGCAAGAGUGUGAAUCUCCAGAAUCAUGAUUUCCUUGGUCAGGUCGCUUCCACGUUGGGUGAACUGGUUGCCUACCAGGGAAGACAGGUCAAGCUACAGCUGACGGGGCUUUCUGGUGACUGUGGAACCAUCUUAUUAACUGUUGAAGAGGUACUUGACUGCAAGCGGGUGAUUGACAUGCAGUGGCAGGGAAAGAAGUUAGACAGCAAGGACUGGUUCGGAAAGUCUGACCCUUUCCUGGAGUUCUGCCGUGUCAGCGAGGACAACAGCUACACGGCUGUGUUCCGCACUGAGGUGGUCAAAAGGAACCUGAACCCAACAUGGCGACCUUUUACCAUCCAGAUGCGUCAGCUGAGUGGCGGUGAUGAUGACCGGACUCUUCGGGUGGCCUGCUACGACUGGGAUCUCGAUGGAGGCAUGUCUUCCAGCCAUGACCUCAUCGGGGAGUUCCACACCAAUGUGCGCACCCUUUCCCAGGGACCAGGCCCAGCAAAUGAGUACAAGCUGAUUAACAAGAAGAAGCAGGCCAAGAAAAAGAGCUACAAACACUCUGGUGUGGUGAAGCUCAUUUCUUUCACAGUCAGGGAGCAGGCCACUUUCCUUGAUUACAUCCAGGGUGGGCUGCAGAUGCACUUUACGGUAGCCGUGGAUUUCACGGCGUCCAACGGGGACCCUCGAGACCCCGCGUCCCUGCACUUCCUGGAUCCAGUGCGACCCAAUGCAUACGCGAUGGCCAUUCGGGCAGUGGGAGAGGUGAUCCAGGACUAUGAUUCGGACAAGAUGUUUCCUGCUCUGGGCUUUGGAGCACGCCUGCCACCUGAUGGGCGUGUGUCGCAUGAGUUCUUCCUCAACGGCAGCCCCACAGACCCGUACUGUGCAGGCAUACAGGGUGUUCUGGAAGCCUACCAAAGAACCCUCCAGUCCGUUCAGCUGUACGGUCCCACCAAUUUUUCGUCUGUCAUUCACCAUGUGGCAAAGUUUGCGAGCACAUAUCGUGAUGGUAGGAGCUACUUUGUGCUGCUCAUCAUCACAGAUGGCGUCAUCAGCGAUAUGCCACAGACAAUGGAGGCCAUCGUGCAGGCCUCCUCCUUGCCUAUGUCCAUCAUCAUCGUAGGUGUUGGCAAUGCCGACUUCUCAGCCAUGGAAGUCUUGGAUGGGGAUGUGAUACAGCUGAAUUUGGGUGGCCAGCGUGCUGAGCGGGACAUUGUCCAGUUUGUGCCCUUCCGAAAGUUCCUCCAGAGUGGGGCCUCCUGGCAGAGCAACCAGGCCCAGCUUGCUAAGGAAGUGCUGGCUGAGAUUCCUGGACAGGUCACAGCCUAUAUGUCCAAGUGCAACAUCAAGCCUGGUCCAAUUGCGGUGCCUCAGGGCCCGUCUUGAGUUUGUCUGCAUACAUGUCUCUGGGUUCAUGUUGCACUGUUCGUAGUGGCUGUGUAAUAUCACGCUGCCAGCCCCCAUUUGUGCACAUGCCAAAUUCAUGACUGCAUCGUACAGGUGACUGCUGGCGCUUCGUACAACCAUUAUACUGGCCCUUGUUGUAGGGUGCUGAAGUAUGGCUUAUCACCCUGGCGUUGCUGCCUCUUGGCUGGGAGAAUUUCGAAAACUAGACUUCUUCAGUCUGACUGCUUGUGCUGCCGUGACUUUACGCUACUUUAUUUCGGGGAAUACGAGUAGUUCGUAUUCAAUAGAUUCAAUUUUAUGCUCUUAAACUUGACUUUUUUAAUGCUCCCGUUGAAGCUGUGCUAUUAUUUUUUUAGCUUAAGUAUUGUGCAAAGUUGCAGUGCACAACACACCUUUGAUAUACAGUUAAGUCUUGAUAUAACGAACUUCAAUAUAACGAAAUUCUUGAUACAAUGGAGUAUUUGACUUUUCAUAACUUUUGUCCAUAUGACAUCAUGUAUUUUUUAUUAUAUUUAUUUAUUGAUACUGCGGUCCUGUUUCCAGGACCUUAGCAGGGUGUAUACAAAGUGAAAUUGAAAAAAUCUAAGAACAAAAUACAGCGAUACAUAACAUAGGUAACUCGCGAUGUGCAAAUGCAAGCAGUUACUGAACAACACACAGUAAAUCACUCGCUACAUAAACAUAGGUGCGACUCAAAUAAUGGCAGUGAGCAUUGGGUUACAACGUGACCAGUAAGAUUAUUCCAUUCAACAAUAGUUCUGGGAAAAAAGGAAAAUUUGAAGCAGUUCUUUUCAGUAAUUAACAGUGUUAUUGUCUGUGUCGAUGACGUGUAGCAUAACCAGUAGAGAAAGCGAUAAAGCGUGAUGUAUCAAUGUUAAAGUGCCCUUUUAUGAGCUGAAAUAAAAAUUUUAAACGGCAUGUUCAGCUCCUUUGUGUCACAGAUGGCAAUCCACUUCUCUUGAGAAGCUCUGUAACUGAAGUGCGGCCAUACGAAUUAUAUAGGAAUCGUACUGCCAUUUUUUGAACUUUUUCUAGUUUAGUAAUGUUUCUUUUAGUAAAGGGAUCCCAUAUGACAAUCGCGUAUUCCAACAUUGGUCGAAUGAUGGCAUUGUAAGAAAGAAAAUGCACAGGAGGUCUAGCGAAUUUUAGGGAGCGUCUUAGGAAAAAUAGUUUUCGAAGGCAGUUAGUAACUCAGUAUAACAAAUUGUGUUUGUAUGCGAUUUCAAUUUAACGAAAUUUCACUGCCACCGCAAAGGAAUGCUGAGACAAUAAAUGGAAACUUUCACGGACACAGAGGGUCAAAUAAUCGAAUUACAAACGACUGCUUGCAAGUGCAGCUCUCAAACUGCGUAGGCCGGCCAAGAGUGACCGCUCAAGUGGAGCCGCAUCAUGUUCCGUAUAAAGUCCAAGUGCAAUAAGAUACUAUUGAUCCCCGCGCACUGUAUACGUUAGGUGUGAGUGAAAGUGUGCGAGAGUGAGACAAGAAAGGUGGUGGCUUCACGAGUGUGGCAUUCCCGUGCGAGCAAAGGGAAAGAAAGGGAGGGGAGCGAGCUCGCGGUAAUGCGACCAAGCGUGCGCGAGGGGUUAAGUUGGCACAAGUCUCGAUUUCUGGCACAUCGCAGCCGCAGCUCACUCAUCAUGGCCGUGAAGCCCGGCUGAGCGCAUACGCAGCCAUGCAUCCUGCUUUAGAGGUAAUCUGCCGCGUGUGCAAAGAGUGGGUAGGCCGAGAGGGCAUAGCACUUUGUAAGCUGCUUUCCUGCGCGUUUAGUAUUGAAGGUUGCGUAAUCUGGAGUUUCGAUGACCUGUUGGAGUGAGAGGUAGACGAAGCAUUCACUCCCUGCUGCCCGCGCUUUUCCUGAUAGUGUCGUCCCAAUGCGGGUGACGUUAUCAGUCAUAGGGGCGGAGUGCACACGAAGGCGUGGCUGGCUCCACUUAAUUCGUACCGCUGAUGUGAAGAUAACGUCGACGUACAUGGCAUGAAACCUUAAUAUUCGUCGCCAACACCUAAAUUUAUCAAAAUUAAUUGUUUUCUCAUUCAAAUUUGCUUUUUUCAAUAGCCUAAUAAUUAGGAAAAUAUUGCAGCUUUUUUUCGUGCAAGAAACAUCAAUCGGCGAGUGUACUUAUUUGCAUAAAAGGUCGAUUUCAAUAUAAUGACAUUUUGAUAUAACGAAGCAAGUUGCCGAUCUUACAGACUUCGUUAUGCUGAGGUUUAACUGUAGUUCAGAAAACAUGGGUUGUGUUCUUCGUGGCAGCAUUAAGUUCCUGCUGUGCGUCUACAAAGUAUGUGAUUUACUCUUUCAAAGUUAAGCCAACUUCAAUUUAAGUCGUCAUGUGAGAAAAUAAUAGAAAAAGAACAAGAAAAUGGCAUUCUUAAAGGCUUGUUGGUUUGGGUGUGUUGGUAUUUCAUUGUAGCAGGUCAGCAUACGACAUUACUGGCAUGGUGGUGCUGUGCACUUCAUCCGUGGUGCUCCAUCUUUGUCUGUUUCACUGCCCCCAUAUUCCUGUGAGCUGGACUGCUGCAGUAGCGUUUGUGAUUGCAAGUUGACUUACAAAAGCAGAAAAAGCAUGAGUCCUUGGCACCAGAAAUUGCUUAUCUAUUGAAGCAGUUGUGCUACCUAACUCACUUGCCUCAUACAACCACUUGCCUUCCUUGUUGCAAAUCUUUGUCAGUUGCCAGCUCCUACCACACAGUCUUCUUUGCCCUGGGAAUGUGAUAAGUGACAAGCAUGCAGGAGCACUUAUUUCUGCACUUCGUCUUCUGGCUUACAGUGGCUACGCGAACAGCUCACAUUAGUGAUUGCAACCUUUGAAUUCACCAGCCGGGAAUGCCAGGAAUGUGGAACAAGGCUGAAAGCUUCUGAAGCAGAAAGACAUAGAAGUGAGCUGCGCUACUGAGCUACAAGAAUGAACGACAAAAAAUUCCUGUAGGAAAUCACGCCAAGCAUGAGAGAGGAUAAAGGAUUUCCGAGUUAGGACUUGGUACACUUGUAGAUAGUCAAAAGAAGUGGGACAUACUGGUUGAACCGCUGGUAUAUUGAACAGCUGCAAAAAUUCAUGUGGCCAUGCUGUGGCUCACAGUGUGAUGGUCCAAAUUGAAAGGCUCAUGUUGAUUAGCUAUCCCAAACCUUUGAUUAUGUCUUUUGCUAAAAAAAAAAAAACUGAUCAAAACAAUCAACAAAAAAACAGAAGACUGAUGUGGUUCAGUUAUACAUUACAGGCAAAAUAUUUCACGUGGGCUAAAGAAGAUAUCUAGUAAACACGGCAGUUCUAUGGUUUUUCAUGGCACCAUUCAAGCCGCUUGUGCCUUUGUCACGAAAUCGACAAUGGUAACCAAAAAACGUAAUCACAAUGUAUGCAAUGCAACAGACUGAAAAAAAUUAUGGUUCGCUGAAGCUGUUCGGAAACUGUUCUCACGAUGGUCCCACGGGUUCCACGAUGUUGUAUCACGUGUUAAUGCGUCCAUUAGUUGCCUCAGCUUCCUCUAUUGCCUCCGUGUUUAUAAUUGAUGUGUGUGAUGCUGGUGCAGCUACGCAAAGCUUUAUGUUUUUGGUGCAUAUCAUAGACGGUGACUGGGAGGACAACAUGAAGCUUUUGCCGCAGCUUUAAAGGACAUGUAAGUGCUUUCUGAGCUCGUUACACCUUGCCUAACUGCGAGCAGCGUAUACGGUGCUUGUACUGGAAGCAGGGCUAUAAAUGUAUUCCAAGCUGUCCAAACAUUUCACUUCUGAAUUUGAUCAGGAUUAUAGUAGUUUCUUUUGCUAUUCGUUUUUUAUUUGGCAAUCACUUUGAAGCAGUGGCUUGUCAUGUUUCUGAUUCAGUAACAUUCCUUGGUGUGAGCGCUGCCUGAUUGUUUUGAUUGUUUAUUUUCUGCCUAAAUGCUCGUGGGUGUGAUCAGUUGUGGUAGAUUUGUUCUUGCCGCGCACAAUUAAGGCUUUCAGCAUAGAUAUUCUGUACUUUGUAAUAGCUUGUAGCAAAGAUGCAGUAUCGCUAGUCACUCUCUUACUCUCUGGACCAUCACGAAACUUUCAGCUUUGAGCAUUCAUGUGAUGUUGGUGUUGUUGUCACCCACGCUUCAGCAUGUUGAUUUCAUUAACUUACUGUCAAUACAUGGGCGAUAGAGUGGGUGUAAGUUUGAGUGUGGUGUCGGAGUGAAUGUGUGGAGAGAACGUGCAAGUAACUUGAUAUGCCAGGAAACAGCGCUACUCCUUUGUCACUGUGAAAUGAGUGAUACUCACCCUUGCAGAUGUUACUGGGUCGAAGUCCUUUAUCUGUAGGUUAGUGGUACAACUUUGGUGGAUGAGUGAACUUUUUUUCAUCCUCGAGGAAAGCUGUGAAUUGUGAAGGGCCGGCAACACAGGCACACCUUGUGUAGCAGUAGUUUGUGAACUUAGCCACACAGAUUCUUUCCAUUCUUCCAGUCACUAUUCUUGCGGCCUACUAUUGCACAGGUCUACCCUCUUCUGCGCCACAUUUCUGAAGCAUGAAUGGAGCACAGUGCUUUAGCAAUCACCCAGUUGCAUUUCCGACCGCUGAUCAUGCAGAAGCAGGGUAGAAAUGGUAACGAUUUCACAUUCAUACAUUAUUGUAUGCUUUCACCUGAGGCGACGCACGAUGCAUUGCUAGUAGCGCCAUCUCGUUCCUCUGGAGCAAACUGCUCCACAAAAAAGGUCUGUAGCAUCCCACUUUGUUGUGGGAAAUCUUAUAUAUAGAGCAGACCAGAAGAUACAUCAACACUCCUCUGCGUGAGCACAAUCACAAUUGCAAGCUGAUUAGCCACCUUGGGAAUUUAGCUUAACAUUUUAGUUGUUAUGCAUGUCAUUCGAAGUUAGUGAGCAAGAGCAUCGUUGGACACUUAAAAAAUAUGAGGGAAAGAGAAAUCACUGAGGCUAUCACCAUGCAGCAGAUUGGUGCUAAUUUGUGCAUCAAUGUGCCAUUCGUUUCGCACUCUGACAAUGUGGUAACAUUUAUUCUUGGGGAUAAAGAUGAUAGGAGACUUCAUUCACUGUAGGUGAUUCUAAUGGAUCCUUUCUUAUCUUGGCACUUGAUAGCUUGCUUUUUAAGUCUGUUUACUUUGUGCUGUACCACUCAUCUUAUUUUGACAUGGUUGUAUCAGCGCAAAUAUAAGCUUCUGAUUCUAUAGAAUAAAGAGUUGUCAGUUUGUGCUUGUCCAGGUGCUGUGUGUGUCCCUUUUUGUUCGUUCUUGUAGCUUAGUAGUGCACGUCACUUCAACAUGUACAACCAACUGGGCUCAAUCCUAGCCCUUGAAGCAGAAAUAAAUUUGUUUCUUGUAAAAGUUUCACAACAUGAUUAUAGGAGGAAUUUUUGGUUUGAGACAGCCUACUUCUUUGUGACUGCUGGCUGAGAAAAACAGAUGACCACUGCUGGAACUUUGAAUCUUGCAGCAAAGACAGGUGGUGUACGGGAUGCGUGACAGGCCACACAAGAGGAUCCAGGAUAGGGCACACUUUUUCUUUACAACAUGGCAGGCUUGCCUCGUGAAACAGCUAUGCAAGCCAGUUUCAGAAUGAAAGAAGUGCUUAGCGAUGACUUGCCUAUCUUAAAGCACAUAUUCAAAACAGAUUGUCUUGAGCCAGUUGCUUAUGGCAGACAGCACAAAUGUAUUUCUCGGCGCACGUCUGCUAUGACCCAAACAAGUUGGUUUGGGGCUGUGCACCCCAAGAUCUUCAGAGUUAUUACCUAACCUUGUUUGAUCAGAUCCGAUCAGAUCAGAAUCAUUUUAUUGAGCAUAGGAUAAGCUACAUGUACAUGGCAUAUACAGAAGGAGGUCCAAUAGUCAAAGACUGAAGGGGGGACCUCCUGUAACACAUACUUUAAUUAUUUAUUUAAUGCAGCAUCUAUGGUAAAAAUAACACUUUUAUGGAACACAUUUUUGUCACAGUUGAUUACCAGCACCAUAAUGGACAAAUUUAUUAAGUGGCAUGAUAGUGCUUUUCUGUCAAUAUCACUGAUGUUCAGAAUAAAUAACCAUUCAUCCUAAUAUGUGUAUGGUCAACAAAAGGUGGUGAAUUUUGGCAUGUUUGUAGAGUGGUGGAGUAGUCCUUUCAGCCUCGGAACACUUGCAUGGCAGCAGUCAUAGAGGGCUAACUGUAUGGCUGGGCAGCUGUGUGAUUGGAUUACUACCCUGAAGGCACAUAGCGAUUCUUUUCAGGAAAGGUUGUUUGCAUGGAAAGCCUUGGUGUCUUUUGUGAAGUUAGUAUUUUCUUACGGAUAGUACACACAUGUAAAAAAUAUAGUGGAUCUCUUGCAGCAGCUGUCAUCUAGUGUAUGUAAGAAGGGUGCAAGGGUGGAGUAGCAGUAUGUCAAGAAGUAAAUCUCAGCCACAUAAAAAAAGCGUAUGAGGAAGUCUCAAAUGUGGGAAGCAGUGUUAAGCAUACUAGCAGGUUGAAAAAUGCCAAAUGCGCUGAUAAUGUUCCACUUAUGUUUAUGGUGAUUGUGCCACAUGAUAUAUUGUAGGGGGGGGAGGGAAUCGGAACCUUGUUGCAACUGUACGUAAGAUGAUAAAUAUUAUAUUAUGUUCUUUGUUUUAGAUCUUUUAUAUUGACUGUUUGCAUUUUAUGUGGAGUCUUAGACACUUUGACCGAAAAGGAUGCGAUUGUUGAUCAGUGCUUGCACCAGGCUGAUGUUUGGAGAGUAUUACUGCUAUGUUUUAUAAUUUACAAACUGUUCAAGUUGUCUAUAAAGUGUGCUGUCUGCAGGAGUGAUGUGGUUUAGUACCUAAUACAUGAUUUGUGCCCAUGUUGAGCACAGGUGCAUUGAAUAUGGCAAACCAGUUCUGUGAAAGCCCAGAAAGUGGAGGAAGGCAAAAUUGAAUGGUAAUCCACCUGACUGUAGCAUGAAGCUACAAAUGUAACCCAUACGGAUUUCUCAGUAAGAAAGCUUCCUAGUUUGCCUUCCAUGAGCCUUCUUCCACCUUGCAUGCUUCUGCAGAACUGGUUCGCCAUGUGGAGGUUUAUUGGUCCAAUAUCCUUCUCAGCUAGGACAGUAUAAGUAUACCUAUACAGUCAACUUCCAUUUAAUUUGACCCUGACGGGAUCAGAGAAAUUCAUCUAAUUAUCCGGCGGGUCAAAUUUACUAAGAAGCCGAAAAAACACUGAAACACACUGCCGUUUCAUUUCAGCCCACCCACGAAUUGAAUGCGUACCUUGUUUUUACGAAUUCAACGUAGACAACUAACAUAGAAAUGACAUUGGAACUUCUAAACAAAGUAGACAAAACAUGUAGCAUCCCUCCACUUCUGGCAAUAGGAAAAAGAUGAAACUAGCAAAUUUUACUUCACAGAAAAGAAUUCUCCAUUCAACCCAUUGCACGUUUGAUAUUCUGCAUUUAUUAACUGACUCUGUAACAAUUGCAAGCAGGAUUGUUGCCCAUGCUGCUUAGAGAAUCACUUCGCUAUUUCAUCCUGUGAUGCAUGAGAUUCUCCACAAUGCCACAAACAUGUGCACAACUUGUUACUGCUAGCUCGACAUGUAAAAUAACCAUUCUUUUUAAUGUGGUUUCAUAAUCGAAAGCCGGAAGUGACAUGUCGUCAUUCUGUCGACAUGUCACUUUGAGCGUGUUCUGUUGACAUCGUGUGAUGAUGUUGGCUAGGCUGGUUCUGAUGGUGUGCUGUUGCAAACAUUGUGAACGCAGUUUGGAUUUCAUAUUUAAUUGUGUUGUGCAUGCAAUCUUCCAGAUUAAGUUACUAUUAAAAAGAAAGAAAACGUGGUGCUCAUUAGAAUCGGGUAAUAUUUUUCUUUUUAUUUACCUGUUUGGUUCUGAAAGUACCUGGAAUUUUAUAAUUUAGGUGGUGCUGGAGCCAAAUGAGAAUACUGUAAUCAUUAUGAUACUGCAAGGCAAGGUUCUAGCUUAAAAAUCUUUUUAGGGCAGGCCGAAAAUGGGCGUUUUCAACAGAUGACCCGUGUUAGAUGCAUUCACUGACCCCUUGCACCACCAAAACAGGCUUUGCUAUGGGGUCACAAAUGAGCUAACCACAGGGGUCAGGCAUGCUUCUGCUGACCAAUCAAGUUAAAUUUAUCCAGUGAUGGCGAAUUUAAGGAUUAAAAUAAUGAAAGUUUUGGCCCAUAAAGGUGUAUGAGUGCCAGCUGGGCCCUUCAUUUCAUAUCUGAUUAACCGAAAAAUCUAAUUAUCUAAAGUUGAAUUAACGAAUGUCUACUGUAGAAUGUUCUGUUGCAUCACCUAAGCACUGAAUUUUAUGUUCCUUGUAGAACACCUUGUUUUUCUCGUUGCUCUUGUAAAGUAAUUUGAUAUCAGCUCAUUGGAUCUUUGUAACAAGCUGCUUCUGCACACAUGUUGUGCUCUCAGACUCUGGUCACGGUGCACAUGCUCCUAUUGUGCGUGCCGGUCGGUCACCGUGGGUUCGAGCACUAUAGGCCUCCAUGCACACAGGGCACCGUGUCUGCACCUGCUCCAUAUGCCGAUGCACUGCUGCAUGCGCUCUACCAGCCGGUCUCUGCUAGGGGAAGGCGAGACCGCACAUGCAGCAAGGGAGACCCUAGACGAAGCUCUCCAGGCAGAAAACAGGACAUUUAUUAGGCUGAGUUUUGAUACGACACAAGUUAAUGACACAACCGAAUCAAAAUCUAAUUGCUAUACAACAUGGCCCCAUGACUGCCACUGGCUGAUAGUGGCGCACCGCGACAGAGAAAAAGACCAGAGAACUCAGUCUAGAGAGGCCACCUCUUAGGCCAAUGCCUGCCAUUACGCACCACACAGCAAAGAAAGUAGAAAGAGAUACAAACAGGGGAACAGACGGAGGCAUGAUUGGAAAGUGCUGCCUCAGGAUAUUGAGACGACGGGAGUGUGCACAUGCCCGCCGAGACUGGGACCCUGACGAACCUAAGUGACCAUCAGCCAGCAGUGGACAAAGGGGCCACUGCCAGCAGAGAGGAACACAUACGCACCUUCCGACACCUGGAUGUGGUCUCCUGAGACCCUGUCCUGGGCCACACGCAAGGGCCUGAGUCCCUCCAGAAACUCUGCCACUGGGGCAUCUAGUUUGACCCCCUGUGGGUGGGAAUGACAGCUGAGUGACAGCAUUUUAUGUCCAGACAGGAAGGUGAAGGACAUGAAUUUCUCAGGAGCGUAGCUGUGUUGCGCAACUAUUGGAAGCACUCAAAACCCCAUAAUGUGCAGUUAGAUAUUUAUAGCAAAGCAACUUUUGAUACAUUUAACAGCUUCAUAAUAUCCUCAGGUGUUGCGCAGGAGGUGACUUCAUGAGAGUGUGUGUGUUUCUUAAGCACACUCAUAGUACUGUGAAUUGAAGUCAUGGCACCAACCAAAGCCCUGGACUUAUGGGACAGUCCAUAACAAAAUUUCUAGACUAUAGAUGUAUCUCUGUCUGUGUUUGCUUUGUCUGGCUGUGGACUCUGCAAUCUCAACCAAGCAGCAACUGCGCUAGUGCUGUAUGAAAAGCUUUACUGUAAUGAGGAACUAUAAUAACCUUCAUAACUGCAUUUCUUUCAUCGUAGUUGUCCUUACUAUGGCACUGAGUGAAAGCUUUGAUGCCUCUGGCCAUCUGAACAGGUCUCUGGUUGUUUUUUACUCAGUCAGUAGCUUUCCUGUGUGCGGGUGUCAUGUAAGUAAGGUUGCGUCAAGCUCCACAAGACCUUAUGUACUUGUGUAUAAAACUUCAUUGGCAAGACUGUCAUAUUAUAUUUGACUCUGCAUUAUUAUUCAAGGUUGACAUGACUCCCUCACUUUUAUAAACGGUUUUAGGUGCAAGAAUAGGACACGGACAACAGAAUAAAAGACAACGGACUGUUAUAUUUUUCGUGCCUAAAAUCAUUUCUAAAAUCCACGUACCAACUAGCCCGGCAGCAGACAUUACUAGUCCCUCACUUUUCUCUUUUUCGCUUGAGGCAUUGAAGUAAACCAGUUGGACCUGUCUCGCGACCAUAAUAUCAAGGCUUCAAUUAGUGCCUUCAACUUCCUUUUUUCAUCAUCAGUGAUCCUGUUGCUUGCUGAUGCUUCGAUAAAUGUGCAUGGCUGGCUUAGCCGUGCACCAGGAUACAGCUCAGCUCAAUCCAUAGUUUGGCUAGUUAGUGACUGAUUCAUCAUUUUCAGGAAGGAGCAUGGGCACAUGACAAAAAUAAAAAUAAGACACUCGAAAAAAUGCACAACUGCUACAAUUGAAAACUUAGGUGUGACUUAAUACUUUUUGUGUAUCCUAUACUUUUUGCUACUGUGUGUUUGUGCUGUCUUGGUUAAAAUGAGUUGUUAUUAAGAUCUUGUCAAUUGCGUAUAAAGUUCUGUUAAUAUCAAGUCCAAGGGACCAUGAAUAUCUGUUCUUGUUAACAGAAGUUAUCUACAGAGCUCAAAACCUGCUAUUCCUGGUAUGCCUCAAUAUCCAUGAUUCAAAAUGAUAAAUGAAAUGGCAUAAAACAAAAAGCAGACAUAAAAAAACAUUUAUUAUGUUAGAAAGAUAAAAAGGUGUUUUAUACUUAAGCUGUCGAGUAAUUGUAGCUUGUCGGUGCUGUGCAAAUUUGUGCUUCAACACAAAAGCUGAUGUUUUGCCUAGUUUGCUCAAAAUUUCAAUAGUGUUUUCAUGUUUAAAAAAUUCACAAAUGUUUUCAGGGUAUUGUCAGGUGUGUCGUGUUGAAGCUGGUUUUUGUGACUCUUGGACAGUGUCCUUGCCUAAUUACAAACCUGUGGAGGGGCAUCUGGGACUGCCUCAAUCAUUGUUUCUAUGAUGUCACCCCUGUAGGUUUUCACGUCAUCUUUGACACUGGCAUAGCUGUUUCACAGAAACACCGUUUACUUCUCGUGUCAGAGUCGCCCGCUUCAAUUCUGAUGAGCCAAGUAGUGGUGGCUGCGGAAGUUCAGCUUUACUGAAUUAACGGUUGGUGCUAAACAGAUUUAUCCCUACUGAACAUAUGGAAAACCAAAUAAAUGUUCACACAUUGUUGUUCAUAUCAGAAAAUGCGGCUUAACUUGGUUCAUUUUAAUGGGAAUCUACUGUAUUCCUUGCUUGUCUGAGAACAACCACAGGUCUUCUUUAUCCAGCUCAAACUUUUGUUAUCUGCAGUAAUAUAGUUUUUUGUGAGCCAGUGGCAGAACUUUUAAACCUGUAGCUCAUGACGGUGAGUGUGCCAAAAGUGGUGAUAAAUUAAUAAACUGUUAAUAAAAGCAAUGAAAAAAUUGAUUGAUCCAAAAUUAAGGUAUUGUAGAAUAAAACUGUCUUGAUGCUGCUGCUUGUAAAUUUAGUGUUGUCUUACUGUGGCCUAGUUUUGGAGAUAGUACACCAGCUGUUGUUUAGGUGAAAUUCAGAUAGUUGGAACGUACAGUUAGCUUUUCUUUGGAACCUCUGAAUGGGACUAAACUAAGGUGCUUGUACAAAUAGCUACAGAUUUGCCUUUCUCAUAAUGGCAAGUGGGGAUCCAUAAGAUGGAGAAGCAUUUCAAACUACCUGAAUAUCUAUUAUGUUGUGUUUUAAAGCCACCUACUAAUUGUACAGCAACAGGUCAGGAUCUUUACUGAAGCUGAUUCCUAAUUCUUGAGAAAAAACUAAAUGUCUAUGAAUUAGUGUAAUUAACUCAACAUUGUUCUGAAAGUGUGCCAGUUGCCGCAUUCAAGCAGUCUGCAUUCACUGCAUUCUAACACCAUCCACUACCAUGAACAAGCUGCAUUUUGGUUUACCUAGUUUACAUUUGAAAAAUAAUAAUCGAAAUGCCUUUGUUUCAAAGAGUUGAUGUCCUGUCAUAGAGGUGCCUAUGGGCUUUCCCAUAUUGCAUUAUGGGUGUAUUCUGAAUGAGAGUGAAGCAUGUUUCUACAUUUUUUUUAUCAUUUAUGAAGACACUGCACAAAGUAGUCUGAACAAUGGUGCCAUGUAAUAUAUAUCACAUUUAAGUGAGGCUUAAAUGCUGUUUAGUAUAUGUUGCGAUGUGGGGUGCCAUUCCAAAAGUCAUGAGUCAUGGGAGAAUUACAAAAAAUCAACAAAAAUCUCAGGACUUAAUCAUCAGUGAUCAUCAUAAUGGUCAGUGGAACACAAAGCGAUACUAGUGAUGUUUGUAACAAGAUUGAGACAGAAGGAUGGCACUGUAGAUUAGAGUUCAUAAAGGGGUAAAUGACAUUGACAUUAGAAGCAGGGUUGGUACGUGGCCAGUCAGUGUACUCAAAUAGUUGCCGAGGAUAAAGCAGCAGAGUGGAGGAUGGCAGAGAAUUAGACGAAGCGAUAUUAGAAAAUCUGCAGCUACAAGCUGGGUUUGGUUGAUGCAAGACAAGUGGCGAUCUCCAUUUGUCCUGCUGUGGUGUCUUAACGAUAUCAGCUGACAUAGGACACUUGACAUGUUGCUACAGGAGUUAACAAUUGCUGUUAUACGAGUUACCACAUCUCUGACUGUGCUGUGAAUUAUUGCUUUGUGUGUUGCCUGUGCCAGUGGUAUUAGCUAGAGAAUGCUGUAACUACCUAGCAGCGUAAAGCUGUCUGCCUUCAGUAUGAAGAGCUUGUGUACAUAGAUCGCUGUAUCUGUCCCUGCAUGUAGGGACUGACAAGUGCAGUGCAUUUUUUCUACUCUCCAUUUUGGCCUCUGGCCUACCCCUUUUGACUGUUUGCUUUCUGUGCUCAAACGUGCAUGAAAAGGUCUUGCACUAUAUGUUGUAUUAUGCAUACAAGAACAAAUAAAUCACUUGUGCAUCUA